GGUUAUUCAGUAGUUAUUGUUUCGUGAUCAUACAAGCAAGACAACGAACUUUUUUGCAGUGAAGGGAAUUUUACGUUCCAAAGUAAAAUCUUUUAUCAAUUGUGCUAUAAUAUCGAGGAAUUUAUGUAGUUGAAUUAGCAUUUUGCACUGUUCGUUUAAGAAACGAAUAAACGAAAAACUCACUCAAUUUUUAUAUUUUUUAAAAUUAUAUCUGUAGUAUUUGUAUGUGUAUGUUUUUAUAUUUGAUUUAUUUAUUUAUUUAUUUAUAAAAAAAAAUAAUGUCCUCGGAUUAUACCUGCCCCAAACGGUUAGACUUCCUCCUCAAGAUGCCGCCCAUCCCACGAGAGGCUUCACUCAAGCACGCAUGGAAUGCAGAAGACAGAUCGCUCAAUAUUUUUGUCAAGGAUGACAAAAUGACGUUCCAUCGACACCCUGUUGCCCAGAGUACAGAUGGCAUAAGAGGAAAAGUUAGUUAUACAAAAGGUCUACAUUUAUGGGAAAUACACUGGUCUACUCGGCAACGGGGUACACACGCUAUUGUAGGGGUUGCCACUAAUGAAGCACCUUUACAUUCUCAGGGAUACCAGUUAAGUGGUUUGGUAGGCAGUAAUGACCAGUCAUGGGGCUGGGACCUAGGCCGUAAUAAGUUGUAUCACAAUACCAGGCAAGGCAACCCGGACAUUACUUAUCCUUCAUUAUUAAACAACAAUGAGACCUUCGUUGUCCCAGAUAAAUUUUAUGUUGUCUUAGAUAUGGACGAAGGAACGUUGGCAUUUGUUGUAGAGGGUCAGUAUUUGGGAGUAGCAUUUCGUAACCUGAAAGGCAAGAAGCUUUUUCCUAUAGUUUCAGCUGUAUGGGGCAAUUGUGAAAUUUCUAUCAGAUACAUAGGUGGACUAGAUCCGGCACCGCUACCUUUGAUGGAUUCAUGUCGCUGGAUAAUACGGCACGCUGUUGGUAAACAAAGGUUGACUCGUUUACGGGAGCUAAAUUUACCUCAGUCUGUUAUUCAGUACCUGCUGUACCACGGGGAGGCCAGCUCUCGUAGCACCAACGUGACAUCCGAACUACGUCAUUGUCACCAGAAAUACACAACUUUCACACCCCACUGGAAGGCAUGAGAAUUGAACUCAUGGCCUAUAUAUUGUAAAUAUUUUCUUACUUAUAUACACAAAAAAUAAAUUUAAUAAUAUUUAGGUUUUGUAACUAUAUUCCUCGUAAUUAAAAGCGCUGAGUGAAAUUUGACUUUUUCUUAUAUAAAAAAAAAUAAAAUUGAGUAUAUAAUAAAAGCAAUCAUUUUGUUAUAAUUCAUUCAAUAUAAUAAUAAUGAAGCGAAAAUUAUCAGUACAUAAUAAUGAUAA
Molecule: messenger RNA, 1358 nt
Organism: Macrobrachium nipponense
Lineage: Eukaryota; Metazoa; Arthropoda; Malacostraca; Decapoda; Palaemonidae
Product: protein gustavus-like
Exons: 5
Coding region: 279-1118 (279 amino acids)
Biological process (GO): proteasome-mediated ubiquitin-dependent protein catabolic process
Cellular component (GO): SCF ubiquitin ligase complex
Molecular function (GO): protein binding
Source: RefSeq, a predicted model, not a curated record